AUGGCGCAAAACCGUUGUCGUAAGGAUAUCGUCGGCAAGAGGUUCUUGUGCGUUUCGUCCCAUUCGAUCAAUGGUGGUGGUGGUGGGGGCCAAUCUUCAUCACCAAUCAAAAGUGCGAUCCACCAACAACAACAACAACAACAACGUACAACACCUCCGAACGAACCAGCUCGCUGGGCCUGGCGGGCGGGCGUGAUUCGUGCCGCCACACACCACAACAUCGACCAACACGACCUGCAGUUACUUUUGGAAUACGACGACCAAAGCUGGGAUCAGCGUGAAUGGACCCAUAUCCACCAAACGGGAGUAUUUCACGUCUUCCUCGUCGAGCACGACCUUUGGUGGGCGGGGACGCAACAACUUAGUCCGGCAUUGGCGUUCAGCAGUUUGGUGAAUCGCAGUCGUGUGGUGUUUCAAUUACCGGGAUCCUCUUGUCCGGGCGACGAAGAAGAGCCAACGAUCGUCGAAUCGGGAUCGUCGCAUCCGAGUGCCGUUGCUAGGACGACAACUGGUGGCAGCAGCAGUGAACAUAGUGCCACCCCUGUAAACGACAGUGAGAAACGAAACAACCAGUGCGCCGCCGAUCCCGAUCGAAAGACGAAAAACAACUCUUUGAGUGGUUGUGGUAGUAAUAGUAAAAAAGCAUCAGCUGCGCUGUUGUCAUUAGUGGCCGUCGAAUUCCUGUUGGACCAGCAGCGUUCCUUCCUCCCGUCAUCUCGUCUGCAACCUUUCCAGGAUUGGGAGUCGUUUGGUUGGUCGAGCCCUGCCGCCGUCGUCGCCGCCGCCGAGCAUCAGAAUCGAUCGCAUCCGACAUCUUCCUCGGAGGCAGUGAGAGAAGCCGUGCGGAAGUGGGCGGAGCUCCAAGCCGGCCAGCGGAUUCUGGUCACUACACCUUCAGUCGUUGUCGGCUACCGUUGUCAGGUGUACCGGUCUGAAGGAGCCACCCAGUGGUACACGGCCGUCAUUGUCGGUCUCGACGAAGAGUCGGGGGAACUGACCUUGACAGACGACACGGUACUUGAGGAACACUACGAGGAUCCUCGACUGCUUCAAAUCAAAUUGCUGGGCGAAGGAGUGGUCGAAUCCAUCUUGAGGGGCGAAACAGUAGGCAUCACAUCCAGACGAUCCAGGGCUUCGUCUCAGGCGGGGAAAGUGGUGCAUUCAUCGUUGGUCAGUCUUCCAGCACAUCCAGCAACGAAACGUGUGACAGCAGUACGUCCGUCUGGAGACCGGAACGACAGCACACCAAAAAGCAAGGUGAUCCGGAGCAGCCCGUCCAAGGUCAACAACAGUAGCAACAGCAGUAACAGUUACCGAGAACGGAAACGCAAGGCGAACUGCGCCUUGGAAUCAGACGACGAUACUCUAGUAGUAGGCGGUCCAUCGGUCAAAUCGAAACCGGAAGCCGAGGAGGCCACUCCCCCAGUGUCGAAUAGUUGUGAAUCUGUUGGAUUACCCCCUGUCAAGACGUCAUCGGUGGAGAUAAUCCCUGUCGUCAGUGCAGCAGCAGCAGCAACGAAACCGUUGUGUGAAACGACGAUUAGCGGUGCAGUUAGUGCCGUUUGCAGUAGUGAACUGUUAUCGUCGUCGUCCGCCAGCGCCAGCGUGGCGACUUCGGCGCCACCAUCCGUUGUGUCCGUCACGGAGAGCGACAGAGGAGGGCGGCUCCGCGACAAGAACAUCCUCAACAAAGACGCCAGCGUGUCUUAUCCGGGCGGAUUAGCCGGUGGUGGUGGUGGUGGUGUUGGUGGUAGUGGUGGAGGACUGGUGAUUUUCCCUGUGCCACCACGGACAGGAGCUCCUGGAGCCGCAGUUCCUCCGCCUAGCCAGCAGCAGCAUGUCGACAGGCCUUACAAUUCAGUAAUCUCGGCUGCUUCCAAUAGCCACACCGCUGCUGCUGCUGCGGCAGCAGCUGCAGCCGCCGCUGCCGCCGCCGCCGUCCAUACGCCAGCUUCCGCCAUGGAGCGCGAACGUGAGCGGGAGCGGUUCGAGGAGGAACAGCGUGAGCAACGCGACCGAGAAACGGGCGGUGGUGGGGUCAGUAAUCUCAGUCGUGGCGGUGGCAGCGGACAAGGAGCUCAAAAGAGAUCGCCAGCCUCGUCACCAUCGUCUGCGGCUGCGGCCAGAUCCACGGCCAUGUCCGCUGUCAAGAGAACCCCAGAGCCGACCUACUCGCAGGCUUCUGGUGGAGGGGCCAGUGUGGGACCGCCUGGAACCAUGUACGGACAUUAUUUGCCAGCUGGCAUACCUCAUCCAAGUACCUUGCCGUUCGGCCUACCGCCAGGCAUGGCCAGUUUCUCAGGCUUACCGCAUCAUUCAGUCGCAGCCGCCGAGAUGUAUUGGAAAAUGCAUCAUCACAACCUCAUCAACAAUCAAGCCCAGGCGGCAGCAGCCCAGGCGGCAGCUGCUGGACAGCCUUCUCACGAGGAAUUAUAUAUGGCUCACGAACGGGAACGCGAAAGACAGGAACGUGCGGCCAGGGAACGUGAACGGGAGCGCAGAGAACUGGAGGCCAAGGAGCAACAACAGCAACAGCAGCAGCAACGUGAAAGAGAACGUGAGCGUGAGAGGAUGGACAAGGAACGAAUGGAGCGAGAGCGGCACAAACAAGCUGUUGAUCAACAUUUCGAAGAGUCAUUAAUGCGCUACCACAGACAAAUCGGCGAAUUGAAAUCGGCGGCGGCGGCGGCUGGAUCCGGAGGAGGCGUUCCUUCGUCUGCUUCGUGGAAUCCACCGACUAUGCCAGUCAAAGGUCAGACGUCACAACAACAACAACAGCAGCAGCAGUUAGUAAUGACUAUGAGCGGAGGAGGAGGAGGCAGCAGCAGUCAAGCCCCACCCAGUCAUAUCAACAGUCAGGAGCGCGACAAAGACAAGGACAAUCGGGAUCGAUACAUGGCUGCCUACAAUUUGGCUAUCGAUCGCGAUCACCGCGAGCGGCUCGCUCGUGGCGGCCAGCAACAGAGUGGUUCCAGUGGACCACCGUCCAAUAAUCCUUAUCCUGCACUCCCUCGGGCUGAUUUGAGUUUCUCUGUCCAGGGAUAUCAAACGGCCCCUAGUCCGUCGAAUAAUCAGAUGCAGCAACAUCAGCAACAACAACAGCAACAACCUCUGCCGAGAAAGUCAGAACAACAGCAGAUGCAACAACAACAGCAUCAUCUCUCGGCGGCUGAUUACUCAAAAGCCAGCGGCGGUGGUGGUGGUGGCGUCAUUGUUGGCCCAAGUGAACGAAUCGACCGUGAUUCCAUUCGCCCUGACCAUCGUGAGCAGCUGCAACGGUCGUUUGAAUUGCAACAACAGCAACAACAACGUUUAGAAGCUCGUGACCAGCGUCCGCCCACCUUGUCGUACAAACCAUACGAGCAGACGCCACGACUCGUCCCUGGGAGUAACAAUAGCGGCGGCAACAACAGCGGAGGAGGCAACAAUAGCAGCAACCCUAAUAUCCGCACCAGUCGAAGUCCGCACCCGCAAAUGACGCCUCCAACAUCCGCUGCUUCCGCCUAUCCCAUUCACUAUGCUGGCCCGGGUCCUGGCUCGUCGCAACACCCGUACAGCCCAAAUCCAACCAGCGCUGUUCGAAGUGGCCCGUCUAAUAGUUACAUGCCUCCACCCUCCGUUUCACCUUCUCGGUCUCCAGCAGCGGCGGCAGCAGCAGCUGCGGCGGCUGCUCACGUUCCUCCCUAUCCAGCUAUGAGGUAUAGCCCAGCUCCUCAAACGGCACCUGCACCUUGCACCUCUCCAUCUGCCAAUCAAAAGAAGACCAGCCCGUCACCGCUUCAGCAGCAGCAGAACAUGGGCUCUGGAAGUGCAGCAGCUCUUUAUGGUCGGCAAGGACUUGCUGGAGUCCAAGUGGUCGGAUCGGCUGGAAUCUCUAGUGGAACAUCAGUUCAGUGCCGGCCAGACCAAACGAUUCCUCUUUCACUCAUAACUCCAAGCAAAUCGAGUCAACCGGAAUCGGCACCUCCCCCGGCGCACACUGCCCGGAAUACGGACCGAGAUCGUGAGAGAGAGAUGCGAGAACGUGAAAGAGAUGUCCGGAUUUACCCGCACAACGCCUUUUCACCACUGGCUCAUCAACUUCCUCCCCCGCAACCUCUAUUAAACACUGGCGCAAGCAAUCGAGGUGGUCCAGGCCCUGGACCGCCCAUGCCUCAGCAACAACCACUCGAUUUGGGAACUUAUAGAGAGGACUCUCCAAUUCCGCUGAUUUCCUCUGCCCGCCUAUCGACUGGUGAAGCCCAAUCGAAGAAGACACGGCCGGAACCACAGCAGCAGCAGCAACAACAACAGCAACAACACCACCAUCAUCAGCAGCAGCAGCAGGCACAACCUCCGCAGCAGAUUUCCAUGCCGGCUUACCCCAAUCUUGGGCCAGUUGGUUUCCCUGUAGCGCCAUUGAUGAGCGUGGCUGCAUUAGUUGACGCUGGAUACUCUACGAGUGCCACGGCUCAAGUGAAACCACCCAGUAAUCCGGCCAGUGGGUUUUCAAUGGGCUUGGCAACUCCGCGCCAUCCAUCAGAUACACCACCCCUCCUGAUGUCUUCCGUACCUGUAACUUGUAAUCCAAUCGAUCGGCCGGUGGAAAUUUCCAGUCGCCCAUUGGUUAUAAAGAGCGAGCCCGGUGUUGAAGUUACCCCGCCACCUGUGGAACAAGAUCGAGUCACUGCCGUAAGCCGAUCCCCUCCAGUGGUUGCAGCACCUGUCGUCGUCGUCGUCAAACAGGAAGAAGUCAAAGUCAAACAAGAGCCAAUUCCGACAACACAAUCCAAUAACAGCACGUGGAGUAACCCCGGAAGUAGUAGUAAUGCCACGUCCAGCAGCAGUAGCAGCGGCGCCAAACCAGCAGUGCACAAGUUAAAGAAGGCUUGGAUCCAACGACACACGGGUGGUGACGAGGUUGUUGUGAAACCAACUUUCAACAGCGUUGAUAUAAAACCGGAGCCAAUGGACCGCAGUAGCCCAGGCCCGAUGAAAAUGGCCCGGAAAGCAACUGCUUCCGUCAAGAGCGAGAUCAACGGUUACGGUUCGCCGCAAAACGCAACAGAUGAGAGCGAGUCUCUGGGAUUGAGAGGAGGAGCCGCAGCAGGCAAACGGAAGCCACGAGCAACUGCUGCGGCUACCAAAGAUAAGCGAGCCAAAACGGUUGCAGCAGCGGCGGCGGCUGCCGCUGCGGCCGCCACCGUAUCUGCCACUCCAGCCUCAUCGACAGGAGGUAGCAGUUCAGAGGGGGAGGCCUCGGAAUCGGAAAACGACGUUAAUAACGGCGGAGGAGGUCGCACGAAAAAGGGCGGAGCCGUGGCUGCACUCAAGGAGAGUUGCGGCAAGUCUGGUGCCGGUGGUGCCGGUCGCGGCUCUUUGGCUGGACGGCAGAGGAACAGUGAUAGCAGCAGCAGCAGCAAAGAGGGCCAACCAGUCCGCAAAGGCCGGGCAGGAGGAGGAGUUUCAGGAUCGACUGGUGGCGGCGCCGCCGCCGCCCCAGGAAAUUCAUCGCCGUCUGGGCCCAACGCCAAGCCAGGGUCGGGCAAUCCUUUUAACAAACCCCCCGUUCCCGUGCUGAAAAAGAGCGGCGAAAGUUUUCUUCAGGAUGCUCCCUGUUGGGAAGUCGCGCCCCGUUUGGCCAAGUGCCGCGAAUGCCGUCUCACUCCUCAUCAACGACGCAGGAACGAACAGCAAAGCAAUGCCAACAUCUUUUGCCGCUUCUACGCUUUCCGGCGGCUACGAUACACCAAGUCGGGCCAGUUGGCCAUCGCUGGCUUUUCCGAUCCGUUAAAGGAUGCAUCUGAAGAUGACUUGAGACUAUGGCUGCCUCAGCCGGAAAAGUCUGUCCAAGAGUUGGAUGUUGACAUGUCGCUCUUCCUCCUCACCCACGUUGGCGACCAGUUUUGCUGGAUGGUUCAAACGGAAAAAGAAGCAAAGGCCGAGGCGCUGGCAGCUGAGGCGGAGGAUGGUGACACAGUUCAACAACAAAUAGCCUGGAAACGAGUUGUCCAGGGAGUGCGUGAAAUGUGCGACGUAUGUGAGACGACUCUCUUCAAUUUCCACUGGGCGUGCGGAAAAUGCGGCUAUGUAGUGUGCAUCGAUUGCUACAAAACGCGAAAGGCUGCCAAAUCCCCAUCCAAUGGAAGCGGAAGUGGCAACAAGGAUGACGAAAAAGAGGAAAAGGAUAAAGAGCGUGAUCUUCACGGGUGGUUGUUUUGUACCAGUCGAUCGGGGCACGACCCAGACAAGUUGAUGCCAACCCAAAUCAUAGCUGGCAAGGCUCUAGAGUGUAUGGAACGACUGGUGCAUUCCUACCGGAAGCAGUGGAAUAUAGCCGAGUUUUGUGAUUGCCCCGAAGGCAAGAAAUCUGUCGAAACCACCGAGUCAAACGGCUCUGUCAACAACGGAUCCAAUGGCAUUUGCAAGAGUUUGAACGCCGGAUCUUCUAAAACCGACGGAAUGUCAAACGGUGACGCCGAUGGUAAAGGUGGCGUCGAUUCUGAAUCUGUGAAACCUGUCAAUGGAAAUCCAGCUCAGUCGGACUCAAAGAAUGGGGGCAACCAAACCGGUUCGUCACUGUUGAAUGUGUUGGCUGACGUGGCUUUAACCAAAGAAAAGAAGCCGGGCAAGUCAAAGAACGGGUACGGUGGUGCUGCUGUAAAAGGUGAGGCUGUUGAUGGAGCAGCAACUGCAAUUGGGUCCGAUGGUGAAUCCGAUUUGCCCAGCGACGAAGAGGAAGGUGGUGAACACUUUUCAACGCUUAGAGAACUGCUCAUCCGCCCGGCACCCAAGACCAGCUCUGGCAAGAAUUCUGAACAAAACACGGGCCCUGUCGCUAAACGGCAACGCAUGGAAACGCUUGAAGAUGUCAUUUCUUGCGUCAUUGAACGAGGAGUCGAUCGUGAACCCAGUCCCGAGGCUUCCGCCUCCGUAAAUGCUGCCGCUGGGUCUUCGCCCAACGCUUCCACUGCCGCCGUUGCUGCCGCUCCAGGCAAAGACUCUAAUGGGGAGCCUGAAGAGGUUGCAGUUGACGUUGAAUUAGUGCACUUUAAGCGUCGUGGAGACGCAUUCAAGACGGUACUGAGUCGUGGAAUGCUUCCACCUCGCAUCAUGGUUCUUUCGGAAUCAUUGAAAGCUUAUCCAGACAUCCCACAUUCGUGGCUCUGUACGGGGAAGUUGCUCAGAUUGCAUGACCCCGGAAAUCCCAACAAUUACAAACUCUUCCAGGACUCUUGGAAACGAGGGCAGCCUGUCGUAGUUUCUGGAGUGACCCAGCUUAUGGAUCAAUCCAUCUGGCAUCCGGAUUCCUUUCUCAGAGACUUUGGGGACAUCAAGAACGACCUCAUUAACUGUAUGACAGGCAACACUGUCCCCAAUCAACCCAUGAGGAAGUUUUGGGAAGGUUUCGAGCGUCUCACAAAGAGACUCAAAGACGAGAAGGGUCAACCGAUGCUCCUUAAAUUAAAGGAUUGGCCUCCUGGUGAUGAUUUCGCCGAGUUGUUGCCAACUCGAUUCAGUGACUUGAUGAAAGCCCUCCCACUGGCCGAAUACACCCAUCGCAACGGACGUUUGAAUUUGGCUGGCCGAUUGCCCGAAUGCUUCGUGCGGCCAGAUCUCGGCCCCAAAAUGUACAAUGCUUACGGCUCGGCUUUACUCUGCUCCAAAGGGACGACCAAUCUUCACCUUGACGUCUCGGACGCGGCCAACGUCAUGGUCUAUGUUGGAUUACCCAAGGAAGCCAACAGCGAAGAGCAUAUCAAGGAGGCUUUUAAGGCAGUCGAAGAGUCGGGAUGCGAUUUCCUUACUCGAACGAGAGUUGAAACCGGUGGGGAAAUACCCGGCGCCCUGUGGCACAUUUAUCAAGCCAGAGAUGCAGACCGCAUUCGGGAUUUCUUGAACAAGGUUGCUCUGGAACGAGGAGAACGGCUCGAGCCUCAUCACGAUCCUAUUCACGACCAGAGCUGGUACCUCGACGGAGAACUUAGAAAACGAUUGUAUAAGGAAUACGGAGUGGCUGGCUACGCUAUUCUUCAGUGUUUGGGCGACGCUGUUUUCAUCCCCGCGGGAGCGCCUCAUCAGGUGCGAAACCUUCACAGUUGUAUUAAAGUGGCGGAGGAUUUCGUCUCUCCCGAGACGGUGGCUCACUGUUUCCAGCUGACCCAGGAGUUCCGUCACCUCUCUGAUUCCCAUACCAAUCACGAGGAUAAGCUUCAGAUUAAAAACAUCAUCUACCACGCGAUGAAGGAUUCUAUAGCGGCGCUAGCCCACGCUAAGAACGUAACAUUCGCGGAGCUUUUGAAAAUCUAUGAAUCCUUUGCCACCGGCACUGAUUCGAACAAUUAGUCCCAAACUGUCAUCGUGCCCAAAUUCAAUGUAGUUUAUUGAUUUGAAAGGAGAGAAAAAUAGGCUGCUAUUACUAUUUUACAGCCGUUAUUAAAGUGAGGCUAACUAUCGGAAGAGAUCUUAACACGGGAUAUGGGCUGCACAGUGUGCAAUCUUGUUACGUUGAAGGUAUGUGUGCCUUGGGAGAAUGAAAUAGAAUAGCAUUGAUCUCAAGUUCGGUGGGACGUGUUUCUAUAUCUUAUCUUUUUGAUUUUUCUUUUUCUUUAUCGACUUUUUCUCUCCUUUUUUUUGGUACAUGUAAUUCAACAACAUUGGAAAACGUUUCCCGUCCUGUUCUUUUUGUCCAGUUCGAUCCCACCAAAAUUCAACGUGGCAGUUGUAAAUAUUGUAGAUAUUUAUACAUACUUUGGUCUCGAAGUGGACAGUUUUGAUUGUAUCUUGGUCUGUGUUCUCUAUGAACCUGUGUUUUUCUCGACUUUUCUGAAUUGUUUUAGACGGAUGUGUCAUUCAUGUUUGUAAAACCCGUGCGGAUGGAUCAGGCUUGUUGGUUUUGUAAUUACAAUACAAUAUCGCUUAAGAACAUGGAA
This is a messenger RNA of Daphnia pulex (common water flea), 8912 nucleotides long. RefSeq names its product lysine-specific demethylase 3B-like. Gene Ontology annotation, cellular component: chromatin; histone deacetylase complex. Lineage: Eukaryota; Metazoa; Arthropoda; Branchiopoda; Diplostraca; Daphniidae. The record is from RefSeq and is a predicted model, not a curated record. Gene Ontology annotation, molecular function: transcription coregulator activity; histone H3K9 demethylase activity; chromatin DNA binding. Gene Ontology annotation, biological process: regulation of transcription by RNA polymerase II. The transcript is spliced from 19 exons. The coding region runs from base 1 to 8325 and encodes 2774 amino acids.